This is a messenger RNA of Phytophthora infestans T30-4, 447 nucleotides long. RefSeq lists its product as uncharacterized. The transcript is spliced from 4 exons. NCBI's taxonomy places the organism in Eukaryota, Oomycota, Peronosporomycetes, Peronosporales, Peronosporaceae. The record is from RefSeq and is a predicted model, not a curated record. Bases 1 to 447 code for a protein of 148 amino acids.
AUGAAGUACAAGGAGGAAAAUACCGUGGACGCGUGGUAUGAACUGAUGAAGACGACGUUCAAACGCGACGUCAACUUCUUCGACACGUCCGAGAUGUAUGCCAAUGGCCACGCGGAGAAGCUGCAAGGAGGUGCCGUCAAUAAGGGCAUCGUUGAUGGCGCUUCUCUCCGCCGCAUGGAACUGGACUUGGUCGACGUUCUCUUCUGUCACCGCCCCGACCCGCAUACACCGAUCGAGAAAACUGUACGUGUCAUGAACUACGUUAUCAAGCAAGAAUGGGCCAUUUACUGGGGCACCAGCAAGUGGCUUCCUUCCGACUUUAUCGAAGCGUGCGAAGUUGCCGACCGUCUCGGUUUGAAGUACAAGUUGGAACUGACGACGUGGUCGCCGUUGGUGUACGGGACUCUGACGGGUAACCUAUCGCUGCUGAAAUCGGCUGCUCCCUAG